AUGGUGAGCAUCCUCGAAAGGAAGUCCAAAGAGAGGCUCGACCCAGUCACGACGGCCGUCGAGUCGAUCCAGCAGCAGGUGGACACGAUGGACACGCGCAUCGCGAAACUGGAGAGCAAUGGGGCCCCCCAGACCGUGAACACGGAGGUAUGGGAUCACAUCCAAAAAUUGGAGGUUGAAGUCUACCAGCUGAAGGCGGACGGUCGCCAGGGCGUCGUUUGCAUCCUGUUCGCGAGGAGUGGCCCAUCAUGGGCACGUGGAAGAUCGAAGGGUACACUCAGGCAAAACAGGUCGAGCUUGAGACGCUGA
Prorocentrum cordatum is the source of this 309-nucleotide messenger RNA. Lineage: Eukaryota; Dinophyceae; Prorocentrales; Prorocentraceae. The record is from the annotation of a GenBank genome assembly.